AUGUCUCUCGCUGGCAAAGUCGUUCUUGUCACUGGUGCCUCCAAGGGCAUUGGCAAGGCAGUUGUCGAGCGCCUGGGCAAGGAUGGCGCAUCGGUUGUGGUGAAUUACGCCUCUGACACUGCUGGCGCUGAAGCUGUGGUGGCUUCAAUUGGCGCUGAGCACGCCCUGGCCGUGCAGGCGGACGUCUCAACCAUAGCGGGCAUCGAGAGCCUGGUAUCUCAAGCCGUGAAGCGGUUCGGUCGCCUAGACGUGGUCAUGGCGAACGCGGGCGUGAUGACAAUGAGGUCAGUCAUGAACACAACUGAGGCCGACUUUGACAAGACCUUCGCUAUCAACGUCAAAGGCCCGUAUUUUCUAGUGCAGAAAGCUGUGCCGCACAUGCCACCCGGCGGUCGUGUGAUCCUGGUAUCAACAGGAAUAGCACAUUCGUCCACUGUGCAGCCGGGAUAUACGCUGUAUGGCGCGACAAAGGGCGCCAUCGAGCAGAUGACGCGCAUCAUGUCCAAGGAUCUCGCAACCAAGGGCAUCACGGUGAACGCCAUCGGCCCCGGCCCAACUGCCACGGAUUUAUUCUUCGAGGGCAAGAGCGAGCAGCUCAUCAACAUGAUCAAGUCCCAAAGCCCGUUCAAUGAAUUAGGCAAGCCCGAGGACAUCGCUGCUGCGGUGAAAUUCCUUGCAAGUGAUGAUAGCCGCUGGAUAUCUGGGCAGACAAUCCUGGUAAACGGGGCGGCAUUUGUGUAA
Molecule: messenger RNA, 741 nt
Organism: Phaeoacremonium minimum UCRPA7
Lineage: Eukaryota; Fungi; Ascomycota; Sordariomycetes; Togniniales; Togniniaceae
Product: putative 60s ribosomal protein l40 protein
Exons: 2
Coding region: 1-741 (246 amino acids)
Molecular function (GO): oxidoreductase activity
Source: RefSeq, a predicted model, not a curated record